AUGUUCGCCAAAGCUCGAAAUGUGGUUAUCAACGGCGGUUCAUUCGCUACCCUCAAUGGCAGUCCAUUCCUCCUCGGUUGGCAGAUCUUGCAAGAACGCGUCGUGUUCGGUGCAAUUCAUGACUCUGUCGAACGAUUCGAUCCACCAAAGUGCCAUCCCAGGACUCGCACCCAGGUCCUUGCGAGAAUCAUGGAUUGGAUAAAAGUCACCCCUUCCUCAUCCCGCCUUCUAUGGUUAUAUGGCCCUGUUGGAGCUGGGAAGUCCGCAAUUGCCCAGUCCAUCGCGGAGCUGUGCCAGGCCCAAGGCUUCGCGGUCGCAGGUUUCUUCUUCUCUAGAACAACACCGAAGCGCAACGAGGCGACUUUUCUCAUCUCUACGGUUGCAUAUCAGCUGGCGUCGGCGAUCCAAGGCAUUCAAGGAGAAAUUUUACGAAGGAUAGAAUGCGAUCCUGGCCUCGUUCAGCGUUCCCUUCAAACUCAAUUUGAGAAGCUCAUCGUUGAACCUCUCAACCAAAUAUACCUCGAGUCUUAUCAUGACGGUCUGCCAGUGGUGCUUAUCCUCGAUGGCAUAGAUGAAUGCAACGACCCCAAAGUCCAUAGCCAUCUCGUUACGGCCCUCGUUUCCGCCCUCCAGCACUCCGCAUCCCCAAUCGUAAUAUUCAUGACCAGCCGCCCAGAGAAGCAUAUCCAACUUCGCUUCAAGGACGUUUUCAUCCGAUCUAUCACCUCAGAAAUGGACUUGCAGCACGACUCUGCAGCACUGGCUGAUAUCCAUACAUUUCUUUGCGAGAAGUUUGCCGAAAUCAAGCAAACACAUCCAUUGAAGAAAUAUAUCCCCGCAGCCUGGCCACCUGAAGAGGCUAUCACAAUGAUCGUGCAAAAAUCGUCAGGGCAGUUCGUAUAUGCGUCGACAGUUGUUCGCUACGUCCAAGCCAUAGACUACCACCCUAUGCAACGCCUCGAGAUUAUGCUGGGCCUUGCACCCCCGCCCACAAGUCAUUCGCCGUUUGCCGAUCUGGAUGAGCUGUAUUUUCAAGUUCUGACAUCGGUCGACGAUAUUAAAGCAUCCCUUCUCGUCCUGGGUGUUCUCCUUCUACCAGGCAAUCAGGCCAUUGGCAAAGAUGCCCAACCCGAUAUGCUGGAUCGACUCCUAAAGUAUCAACCCGGCCGCACUCAGCUGCUCCUAAACAAGAUGGCUUCCAUUGUGAGCUACGACAGUGCGAAGCAUCCCACCAUCCAGCUCCUUCAUGCCUCGUUAUCCGACUUUCUACUGGACGAAUCCAGGUCGAACGAAUUUCAUGUAGACUUGGGGAAUGCACACACAGCCCUUGCUCGGGGAUAUCUCCAUCUUGCGUCAGAAGGACAUACAUCGGAGGAGGAUGAAUUUCCUUACGACGACCUAGUUCGUUAUCAUUGUCUAUUUAUUCAGCAUUUGUGGCAGGCGUCUUAUUCCAAACAGCUUAUUGAAGAUAUUCUGGCGUUUGAUCUGGCACAAGUCUACCCGAGAUUCAACAGUCGAAGAAACGCGAAGUAUCGAGCCUCAACCGAUCUUCUACUGCUCUGCCGUUUUGUAAACGACUUCUUCGAGUGCAUUACUAAAUCUGAGGUUCUCCGAGAUGUGAAAGAAGUUUCACUGCAUCAUCAAGCAGGCUUUGAUCAUCAUCUACGAACGCUACUGAAAGGCUAUACUGCCCACACUUCUUUGCUCGACUGCUUGACACUCUUCAGUCUCUACCAUGAUACCCCAGAAGACGAAUGCCGUUCCACUCACAUAUUAAAUUGCAUCAAUGCAUUUCUCGACCCCUUUGCUCCUCUUCACAUCCACCGCAUCGAUCAGGAAGGCAUCGACGUCAGAGGCCUGUUACUAUUGCUAGAAACACCUGCACAGGGCUUUGGAAUCGUUGCGCAAACUAAUUUGAAGGCUUUGGAGGGCUAUGCAUACCUCAUCUGCAACUUUAUGCGGGAUCUCAAUCGCUCCAUUCAGUUUUGCGCCACCCCAGAGAAGUAUGCACAAGCAGCAGUUCGAUGUUUGAGGUUGCUUUGCGAGCCGAGGGACUCUGCACACCAUUUAGAGCCAUCUCGCAUAGAAGAUCCGAUGGCGAAGAAAUACAACAGCCUUCUCAGUUAUGCGUCUAUCUUACUGUCUAAAGCCGGUCCAUUGGACGACUUGGCAUUGUUCUUAUCGCAAAACCAAAUACGAGGAUCGUUAUUACGAUUCAGGUGGUGCGAGGGCUCGGUCGACGUCUUGCAGAGGGAAAUGGAUCGUUAUCUUGCGAGAAAGCAAGGGAUGAGCAAAGUACUUUACCAAUUCUGUAUCAUUCUGUGGACUCUGUUUUUGAGAUGCUACUUCGCAAUUUCAUGA
Messenger RNA from Cyclocybe aegerita, 2361 nucleotides. The record is from the annotation of a GenBank genome assembly. NCBI's taxonomy places the organism in Eukaryota, Fungi, Basidiomycota, Agaricomycetes, Agaricales, Hemipholiotaceae.